Messenger RNA from Drosophila serrata, 1981 nucleotides. It is a transcript of the gene S-Lap8, whose product is annotated as Sperm-Leucylaminopeptidase 8. Gene Ontology annotation, cellular component: cytoplasm. Gene Ontology annotation, molecular function: manganese ion binding; metalloaminopeptidase activity. Lineage: Eukaryota; Metazoa; Arthropoda; Insecta; Diptera; Drosophilidae. Gene Ontology annotation, biological process: proteolysis. The record is from RefSeq and is a predicted model, not a curated record.
GGUCAUUUCAGUUUCUCGACUCCAGCUCAACGGAGCUAACACUGUGCUUAAUUUUUUAAAUAAGCUCAAGAUUUUUUUUUUACAGCUGCUGAACUGAUUUCUACUUUGCCGGAUUAGAUCGCUUUCCGAAAUUUCGUAUUCUACAUUAAGUGAAAAUUUCCCGCGAACUUUAUCCAAAUUGCAACGCAAAAUGCCUCGUUCUCAAGUGGCUUUAUUAUUGCGCCGAUCCAUGAUGGGAUUGAUGAGGUCACCGCGGUCAACAUUCUUUGCCAAAGGUCCACUUCAUCAGCAGGUUAGAUACAAAUGCGAGGAUGGCACCAAUGGUCCCAUGCAGGGCGUGGUAAUCGGUGUGUAUGCCAAGGAGGGCGACAAGAACUUAAAGCUCUCACCUGGCGGUGAAAAAUUCGACGAUCGCACUGGCGGCAAAAUAGCGGAGCUACUCAAAGAGUCUGGCCUCAAUGGGGAACUGGGAGUCGGACGACUCUACCAGAAUUUGGACAAAGAGUUCUGCUGUGUGGCUGUGGUUGGCCUGGGCAAGGAAGGCGCCGCCUACAAUGCCGAAGAGGUCAUCGAAGAGGGCAUGGAGAAUGUGCGAGUUUGCGCUGCCGUGGGUGCCCGAGCGUGUCAGUUGCAAGGUUGCGCCAUCUGUCACGUGGACGGUAUGGAGUAUCCGGAGCAGGCGGCCGAGGCUGCCAUGGCUGUGUGGCGUAACAACAUGAAUCAGCGGAAAUCCAAGCGAUUGCCAAUACCAAAACUGGAGCUAUAUGGAUCCUCGGAUCAUGAUGCAUGGACGCGUGGCCUGUUCAAAGCCGAGUCCCAGAAUCUGGCCAGGAGACUUUCGGAUACGCCCGCCAAUCAAAUGACACCAUCCAUCUUUGCCCAGGCCACCGUCGAUGCCCUGUGCCCGUGCGGCGUGGCUGUGGAGGUACGAUCCAUGGACUGGAUCGAGAAUCAGAAUUUGAACUCCUUUCUUAUGGUGGCCAAGGGAUCGUGCGAACCUCCCAUCAUCCUGGAGAUCAGCUACUGUGGCACUUCGCCCGAGGAACGACCCAUCCUGAUGCUCGGCAAGGGGCUGACCUUCAACAGCGGCGGCCUGUGUUUGCUACCAUCCAAGGGCAUGGAUGAGUAUCGGGGAGCAGUUUCGGGCGCUGCAGUGUGUGUGGCCGCCAUUCGGGCGGCUGCUGCUCUUUCGCUGCCCAUCAAUGUGUCCGCUGUGUUGCCCCUAUGCGAGAGUAUGCCAUCGGGAAUGGCCAUGAAACCGGGCGAUUUGGUGACCCUGCUCAAUGGCAAGACCCUGCGGAUUAAGGACACAUCCUUGGCGGGAACUGUUCUCCUCGCCGAUCCAUUACUCUAUGCCCAGUCGGAUAAGCCCAAACUGGUGGUGGAGGUGGGUGCAAUGGCCAGUGGAGUGCGCAUGGGAUUGGGUGCCUCGGCGACGGGAUUGUGGACAAACAAUGCAUUCCUGUGGAAGAAUUUCCAGAAGGCUGGCACCAUCACCGGCGAUCGGCUAUGGCGAAUGCCCCUCUGGAAUUACUUCAGCAAACUAGUCGCCCCCACCAAGUCCUAUGAUAUGUGCAACCAGGGCGUGGGCCAUGCAUCCUCUUGCCUGGCCGCUGCCAUGCUUUUCCAACUGGUGCCAUGCUCCGACUGGGUGCAUCUCGAUAUCCAUGGCACCGGAAUGCUGGCCAACCACGGUGUCCCACCCUAUUUACUCAAGAACCAUAUGAGUGGACGACCCACGCGUUCCAUCAUUCAGUUCCUAUUCCAGAUGGCCUGCAAAUAAUGAUUCUUUCUACGAGUAUUGACGAGGGAUCCGCGAUGUCUCCCAAUUGGUGUGUGUGCUGUCCCCGAUUAUGUACCUUAAUGACGUCCUGUCUGCAACAAGACAAGAGUGUUGUGUAGUCAGUAUGUGUAAUUAUUCAGAAAAAAGAAUCAGUGAUAUGUAGAGGGUAAUGCCUAAUAAAAUUGUAAAAAGUGAAAA